AGCAGCGCACCGGGAACCGGGAUCUGUACCACACUUAACGCGGCAGCAAAAUAAUAAUCACAACCGACCAGGAGCGCAGAGGCAUGGAGCUGUGAGGGCUGCGGGCGGACCGGGACCGGGACCUGCUCCCCCCCCCCCAAACACCACCGUUUACUUCAGUUUAUUUACCGCGUCUGAGAGGUUUCCUCCCUCCUUACCUUCCCUCCUUACCUCCUCCCUCCCUCCCAACACCUUAAACAUGGAGCCUACGCGCUGCUGCCUGGCGGCACUUCUCAUCCUCCUGUGUCAACAAGCUGGAGGAUACUCCUACAGGAAUCAACGCAAGUUCUCAGAGGACAUCGACUGGUCGUACGCGGGAACCCUGAACCAGGACAACUGGGCCAAGAAGUUCCCGUCCUGCAGCAACGCCAAGCAGUCGCCCAUCGACAUCCAGGAGGACCUGGCGCCGGCCAAGCUGCAGUACCAGGACCUGACCUUCGAGGGCUGGGAGAGUCCCACGAGCGGCAGGACCACCAUCAAGAACGACGGCAAGACCGUGGCGGUCGACGUGGACGGAGAGUUCUAUGUGAGCGGCGGCGGCCUGAGGUCAAAGUUCAAGGUGGGACGCAUCACCUUCCACUGGGGGCGCUGCAACGCGUCGUCAGAGGGCUCCGAACACAGUCUGGAUGGAGUCAAGUACCCUCUGGAGAUGCAGAUCUACAGCUACGAGGAGCAUCGCUUCGCCUCCUUGGACGAGGCGGUGACGGCCGGAGGGAAGAUCACGGCGCUGGCCGUGCUGCUCGAGACGAGCGUGGACGACAACGUGAACUUCGCCGCCGUCAUCGACGGCGUGAGGAGCGUGAGCCGAUACGGUAAGAGCGCCGCGGUCCCGCCCUUCGCGCCGCGAGGCCUCCUGCCCAACGCCACGGACCGAUACUUCAUCUACAACGGCUCGCUGACCUCGCCGCCCUGCAGCGAGACCGUCGAGUGGAUCGUCUUCAAGAGCGCGGCGACCGUGUCCGACCAACAGCUGGAGCUGUUCUGCGAGGUGAUGACGAUGCAGCAGGCCGGCUACGUGAUGCUGAUGGACUACCUGCAGAACAACUACCGCGAGCAGCAGCCCUUCAUGGGCCAGGUGUUCUCCUCCUACACCGGCACCGAGCAGCUGCUCACGCCCGUGUGCAGCUCUGAGCCGGAGAACCUGCAGGCGGUUCCUCACAACCGCAGCAGCCUGCUGGUGACGUGGGAGCGGCCGCGGGCGGUGUACGCCGCCAGCAUCGAGAAGUACUCCGUCACCUACCGACCGGCCCACCUGGAGAGCUCCGCCUCCUCUACGUACCUGACAGACGGGGACCAGGACGUGGGGGCGAUGCUCGACGACCUGCUGGCCAACAGCAGCUACGCGGUGCAGGUGGUGGCAGUGUGCACCGACGGCCUGCGGGGGCAGCGCAGCGGCCUGCUGGAGGUCCACAUGCCGGCACGCGACCCCGAAAUUGAUGUGAAUCCUGAUGAAUACGAAGACGAGGGUACCUAUGAACCCGACCCGUUCUGGGCCCAUCCGGUCCAGACUGAGGACGACGGUCUCUCCUGGACCCCCACCGACCCCCCGAGGUCCUCCGGGCCUCUGGUUCCUCCGCUCGGCGCCGGGACCCCGACGGAGGAACCCGGUCUGAGGAGAACCUCCACGGCCGACCCGGUUCCCCCUGUCGGACCCUCCCGGUCCGGCCACGCCGAAGAGGCGGGGCCCCGCAGUACCGCCACGCGUCCACCGGGCGCCGCGGCACAAACCACGGGAGGAGCCGAGUUCAGUGGCCACGCCCCUUUUCUCUCCACGACCGGGGGAGCCCCGACGGAACUCGGAGGUUUGAUUCCGACAGAGAAAACAAACGCUGUGGCUCCUCCCACUGCUCAGGCUCCUCCCACUUCUCCCACACUCGCCAGCGUGGAGACGAAAGGUAAAAGUCUUUCUUCCAGCGGCGCGACGACAACGCCGUCGCCGUUCUUCGUGGACGAGGACGACGCCGCCUCCGGCGUGGGCGUGUCCCCGGGUCCCGGAGGUCUCCAGACCGCCGCCUCCCCCCCGGCUGAAGCCCCUCCUCCUCGCUCGCCGUCCACCACGACCUCCGUCCGGUCGGGUGGCGUUCUCUCGCUGACCACGCAGCCGAUGUCCAACGCCACGCCGCCGACCGGCGGCGGGGAUCCCGGGAACUCCACCGCCGCGCUCCGAAGCUCCGCCCUCCCUCCCCCGGCCACGGACGCCAGCGGCGUCGCCUCGGGCUCCGCCCUGUUCCCCGUGGAUCCGGACUGGGACGCCGUUCAGGCCUCGGCCUCCGGAGAGAGCGCGCCGCUCCCUCAUUGGACCGAGGCCUCGAGCUCCGCCUCCGGCGCGUCCCCCGACGACGCGGACGGCCGCUCCUCGGCGUUCUACUUCGAUAGCGAGAGCGGCAGCGCCGCCGCCGCCUCGGAGGCGGGAGGCGUGACGCCGGCGGCGGCCGCUCCUCCUCCUGUGGCGCCGGCGACGUGGGCUCCGCCCGGCGAGGAAGAGGAGCAGGAGGAGGAGCAGAGCGGCUCGGGGCAGCGGGGCGACAUCGAGACGUCCUCCGACUUCAGUAUCUCCGAGCACACGGAAAGAGGGUCGGAGGGGGAGGAGCCUGUCGCAGACGCCAACAGCAGCAGCCACGAGUCCAGAGUCGGGGCCCUCGGGGGCCGGAGGGCCGUGGUCCCGCUGGCCGUCAUCUCCACGCUCACCGGCCUCGGCCUGCUGGUCCUCAUCGGCAUCCUGGUCUACUGGAGGACCUGUUUUCAGACGGCUCACUUCUACAUCGACGACAACUCGUCACCGAGAGUCAUCGCCGCACCGCCUUCUGGAUUGACACCUGACGCACACACGUCUUUCCCCGUGAAGCAGUUUGUGGAACACGUGGCCGAACUCCACGACACCAACGGCUUCCAACGAGAGUUUGAGAUACUGAAGGAGAGUUACGAGGAGGUUCAGGCGUGCACGGUGGACAUGACGACCGACGGCUCCAACCACCCCGACAACCAAAGUAAAAACCGAUACAGCAACAUCCUGGCCUACGACCACAGUCGAGUGCGACUCUCGGCGCCGGCGGACAAAGACGGGAAGACGGGCGACUACAUCAACGCCAACUACGUGGACGGUUUUAAGAAGCCGCGGUCGUACAUCGCCGCUCAGGGGCCCCUGAAGUCGAGCACCGAGGACUUCUGGCGGAUGAUCUGGGAGCAAAACGUCGGCGUCAUCGUGAUGAUCACCAACCUGGUGGAGAAGGGGCGGAGGAAGUGCGACCAGUACUGGCCGGCGGAGGCGCAGGAGGAGUACGGCGGCCUCCUGGUGACGCUGAGGAGCAGCAGGGCGCUCGCCCACUACACCCAGAGGACCUUCGGCCUGAGGAACGUCCUCGCCAAGAAGGCCUCCCAGAAGGGGCGGAGCCUGGAGCGGACGGUGACCCAGUACCAGUUCACCCAGUGGCCCGACAUGGGCGUGCCGGAGUUCACCCUGCCGCUGCUGAGCUUCGUCCGCAAGUCGUCCAGAGCCCGGACCGAGGACCAGGGCCCCGUGGUGGUGCACUGCAGCGCCGGCGUGGGCCGGACCGGGACGUACGUGGUUCUGGACAGCAUGCUGACGCAGAUGAGGGACGAAGGCCACGUCAACAUCACGGGCUUCCUGAAGCACAUCCGCACGCAGAGGAACGACCUGGUCCAGACCGAGGAACAGUACGUGUUCAUUCACGACGCCUUGGCGGAGGCCGUCGCGUCCGGGGACACGGAGGUGGCGGCGGCCCGGCUGCACCGCUACGUGGACGAGCUGCUGACCCCGGUGGCUGCUGGGAGGACGCGGCUGGACCAGCAGUUCACGCUGCUCUGUGACUCCGGAGUGAAGCGCUGCGACUUCUCUGCAGCUCUGCAGGACGGCAACCGCGGCAAGAACAGGAAGUGCUCCGCGGUGCCCGUCGAGAGGUCACGUGUGCGCUUGUCUCUGGCGGCGGGGGAAACGUCCGACUACAUCAACGCAUCAUACGUAUCCGGUUACAGGCAGAGCAGCGAGUUCAUCAUUACCCAGAAUCCUUUGCCCGGCACCUUUAAGGACUUCUGGAGGAUGCUUUGGAGCCACAGCGCCCAAGUGGUGGUGUCGCUGGUGGGGACGCCGUCGGCCGAGACGCCCGAAGAGGAGGCGAAGGAGGCGGAGCUACGUGUCAUCUGGCCACGUAAAGGGCAGCCAAUCAGCUACGAGACGUUCACCGUCACUCAGAGGAGCGAGACCCACAUCUGCCUGACCAACGAGGACAUGCUGGUGGUCCAGGACUACGUACUGGAGGCGACGAAGGACGACUUUGCCCUGGAGGUGAAGCGGUACCGGGCCCCCCGCUGGCCCAACCCGGACGGCCCGGUCAGCAACACCUUCGAGCUGCUCAACCUGGUGAAGGAGAGCGCCGCCAGGGACGGCCCCGUCGUGGUGCACGACGAUGUGGGAGGAGCCACGGCGGCAACGUUCUGCGCCCUGUCGUCUCUGACGCGCCAGCUGGAGGCCGAAGGCUCGGUGGACGUCUUCCAGGUGGCCAAGCUGACGAACCUCAUGAGACCGGGAGCCUUCAGCGACAUUGAGCAGUACCGAUUCCUGUACACCGCCAUGCUGAGUCUCAUCGGGAAACAGGAAGAUAAGAAGACCCUCGAGUCCUCAGACGACGACAGUACCUUCGUUGUGGUGGGAACCGCCAGCGCUGCUGCAGAGAGCCUGGCGUCCCUGGUGUAACCCCCCAAAAACAAACAAAAAACCCCAAACUUGUUCAACUUUUACAAAUGAGAACAGCAUUUCGACCCUCCCGUCACCAACGGAGCUCCCGAUGCCCGACUCCGUCGUACCCCUCGGCGCUCCGGGGGACUCGGGGACCGACCGGGUCUCUCCUCCGGUGGAUCUGGACUUCCUGUGGUUUUUGUAAUUUGUGCCUUUUUGUAUUUUUCAUUCUGUACUUCUAACUUUGAUACGAGCUGUAGACUAACCGUCCGCUGUUUUUAACGCCGUACCGCUCCGCUUAACCAACUCGUCCUAAACCUUUUGUAUUUAUUGGCACUGAGCCAAAUGGGGCGAGAGAAAAAGAAAAAAACCUUUUUACAUCAAAUGCUAUCUUGUGCUCGCGUGUCUUUUAUAGAGCUCCUGCACUGAACUCCUUUCUGUAAAUACCAUCGCUACGGUAACAGCAGUCGAAUAUGAAAUAAGGGCCUGGAAUAAUACAAAAAAUAAUAAUAAUCUAAUGUAAAUAAUAUUAUAGUAAUCAACUUGAUGGACCAAAUUUCUAUUUAUACUUUUAGAUUUUUUUUAAAUAUUUUACCAUUUUUUUUAGUGCAUUUGAAUGUUUUGGUUUAAUCCUAAUCGCUUAGUUGGAGAACAUUAAUGCUUUUAUAUUCUGGAUUUUGUAACAGACUAAAUGUGAUGCAUGGGGUACUUACAUGUUUGUUUUUUAGCUGGACAUGAAACACUGCUGGAUUAUUAGCUAGAGGAUUAAAUAAGUGGAAGAACACCAAAGAAGGA
Pseudoliparis swirei is the source of this 5527-nucleotide messenger RNA. RefSeq names its product protein tyrosine phosphatase receptor type Z1a (gene ptprz1a). Gene Ontology annotation, biological process: peptidyl-tyrosine dephosphorylation. The record is from RefSeq and is a predicted model, not a curated record. Gene Ontology annotation, molecular function: protein tyrosine phosphatase activity; protein binding. NCBI's taxonomy places the organism in Eukaryota, Metazoa, Chordata, Actinopteri, Perciformes, Liparidae. Bases 239 to 4750 code for a protein of 1503 amino acids. The transcript has 31 exons.